AUGGCAGACUACAAGGCGGCUAAAGAGGCAUUUGUCUCUGACAAUCUCGGCGCCUCCGUUUCGAGCAUCAACGCCGUCAGCCUGCCUGCGCUGGCCACAUAUGCCAUCUGGAUCACACUUUCGCCACACCCCACCCGAUCCGGGUUUGCCUCGAAUUACCUUCUGAAUGCCCUGCCAAUCCUCCUCGGCGUCACCGUCUUCGCUACAUCUCCUAUAAUCUACACCUGUGCUUUGAUACUACUCGCACUCCUAUUUCACACCAAAUCCCAGUCAUCCCUAAAGCAGAGCACAAAGCAGCUCAAGUCGAAGGGCCAAUGGCUGGAUGAAUCCGACUCGGAUGAAGAGGCCGCCGAGCCUGCUUCGGCAAGCGGCUCGACUACAGUCUCGCCAGUGAGGCUUCCUUCCCAAGUCGCCUUCUCAUCAGGCGUUCUACUAUCGCCAGAGUCUGCGCCUCCCAUAUCGCCUGGAUUCCCGGCUGGCUCAGCUCAGGAAGAUCCUCUAGGGAUUAUGGGGGUCAACAGGAGACGAUCUCUGCAGCCGGGCGGAGAAGGGUACGCAUUCGACCCUCUUUUGAAGGGGCGGAUAUCGCCAGUACCUCUACGCCUUGGCAAACCUCGGAAGAGAAAGGUGGAGGAGAAGGAGGAAACGGGAGCGAAAACGAGACUGCCAUUCUUGACGGUCUAUCGGGCGCAUAUGAUGCUCAUGACGGUUAUCUGUAUCUUGGCGGUGGACUUUGAGGUGUUUCCAAGGUGGCAGGGCAAGUGCGAGCAAUUUGGAACUAGUCUGAUGGACGUGGGCGUCGGAUCCUUCGUCUUCUCCCUAGGCCUCAUCUCCACCAAAACACUCUCACCUCCCCCACCUGCUCCCCUCCCCACUUCCCCGGCUAUGAACUCCUUCGCCUUGAACACCACUCCCUCUUCCAUGACCUCCAUCAUCACCUCUCUCCGCAAAUCAGCUCCCAUCCUCGUUCUGGGCUUCCUCAGGCUCAUCAUGGUCAAGGGAAGCGACUAUCCCGAGCAUGUCACCGAGUACGGAGUCCACUGGAACUUCUUCUUCACUCUGGCUCUCGUACCUGUGCUUGCUGUGGGAGUGAGGCCUUUGACUCGAUGGCUCAAGUGGAGCUGGAUCGGUGUGAUUGUGUCGUUGUCGCAUCAAGCGGUACUGCAUCACUAUGUCCAGGACUUUGUACUCUCCCCCGUCCGUUCAAACCUUCUUCUCGCCAACAAAGAAGGCCUAGCUUCUCUCCCUGGAUACCUCGCCAUUUUUCUCCUUGGUCUUGCCACUGGCGACCACGUCCUGCGGUUAUCGCUGCCUCCUCGAGGAAGGACAGUGUCGGAGAAUGAAGAAGAACAUGAACAGAGUCACAUGGAGAGAAAGACUCUGGACUUGAUCAUGGAGCUGGUCGGAUACAGUGUUGGAUGGUGGUCCCUGUUAGUACUCUGGCUGUUUGCAGGAGGCGAAGUCUCACGUCAAAUGGCUAAUACACCAUACGUCCUCUGGGUAGCAGCCUACAACACCUCCUUCCUCCUCGGCUAUCUCCUUCUCUCCCACUUCCUCCCCACCCAACCUACAUCCUCAAGCUCCAGCUCCCCUUCAUCCGUCCCGCCCUUGCUCGAAGCAAUGAACAAGAACAGCUUGGUCAUCUUUCUCGUUGCCAAUCUCUUGACGGGGCUGGUGAAUGUGACGAUGGAGACGAUGUAUGUGGGCAAGUGGGUGGCGAUGGGGGUGUUGGGGGUGUAUACUGCGGGGGUGGCGUGGGUUGGGUGGGCGUUGAAGGGGAAAAGGGUUCAGUUGACGUGA
Molecule: messenger RNA, 1800 nt
Organism: Cryptococcus wingfieldii CBS 7118
Lineage: Eukaryota; Fungi; Basidiomycota; Tremellomycetes; Tremellales; Cryptococcaceae
Product: GPI-anchored wall transfer protein 1
Exons: 4
Coding region: 1-1800 (599 amino acids)
Biological process (GO): protein localization to plasma membrane; GPI anchor biosynthetic process
Cellular component (GO): membrane; endoplasmic reticulum
Molecular function (GO): glucosaminyl-phosphatidylinositol O-acyltransferase activity
Source: RefSeq, a predicted model, not a curated record